This is a messenger RNA of Somion occarium, 1202 nucleotides long. Lineage: Eukaryota; Fungi; Basidiomycota; Agaricomycetes; Polyporales; Cerrenaceae. The record is from the annotation of a GenBank genome assembly.
UUAGCCAUAUUCGUGUAUCUGCCAGUGUUGCCUACUUGCCUCAUUGCUUUCGUACGUCCAUUGCAUUGCUAUCUGUAUAUUGCUGUACAAUGGAUGCCAGACUUCGUCGUGUAAACAAGGAGAUUCUUGACUGUAAGAAUGACAGAGCGUCGAACAUUCAGGUGGACCUCAUCGAUAACUCGCCUUUCCACUUGAAGGGAUCAUUUAACGGUCCAGAGGGUACACCAUACGAGGGUGGUCAUUUCGAAGUGGAUAUCGUGAUCCCAGAUUCAUAUCCAUUUCAGCCAGUGAAGAUGAAAUUCAUCACCAAAGUUUACCACCCCAAUAUCAGCAGUGCAUCAGGAGCGAUCUGUCUGGAUAUCCUGAAGGACGCUUGGUCACCUGUACUCACCCUCAAAUCUACCCUCAUAUCGCUCCAAUCACUAUUAUGCUCACCAGAACCAAAUGAUCCUCAAGAUGCUGAGGUGGCGAAACACUACAUGACGAGUCGAAGCAGUUUUGAGGAGACUGCACGAUAUUGGACGAUGAUAUAUGCUGGCGGACCAGGGAAGGAGGGUUUGAAGUCUGGUGCGAAGUCUGGGUCGAAAGACGAAGUUGCAAUGGCAGGGCUAGAAAAAGCACAUGUAGACCAGUUUGAGGCUCUUGGCUUCGAUCGAAGUAAAGUGAUCGACGUGUUGAGAAGAAUGAAUUAUCGUGGCGCGAAUGUAGCCAAGAUCAACGACGAUCGAGUCGUCGAAGAACUACUCAAAUGAUUGUAUCUAUACUCAGCUCUUGCCUGUUUAUACACCCACUUUUACCCUGCCCGUGUGAGAAGGCCUUUAUUCCGGUGCGACCGGUCUCUUCGAACAGAGCUCACUCCUUCCGAUGUUAUCCAAGGGCAUGUGACUUCCAGCGACCCUUUAUUUGCCCCGUGUAGGCCGGAACUAGGGAACUGUCGCAGCGCGCGUGCCUAGUGCAUUUGCUUUUCUAUGGGGCUCUUUGGACAGGUCUUGGGGCUUUUGACUCUGGAAUAAUUAACACCACAGCUGGAAUCCAGGGUUGCGGUUUGGUAAGCUGGGAUGCAACCUAAAGGCCUACUGAUCAAAUUGGCUUUGGGAUAUUCGUAUCCCUUUACAUGUCGUAUUCGUCCUGUCGAAAUUGACCUACUGUAACACAACUCGUAAAUAUUCCUAUCCAAUGUCCUGCCAUUUUCUCGGAAGUCG